Molecule: messenger RNA, 732 nt
Organism: Hyaloscypha bicolor E
Lineage: Eukaryota; Fungi; Ascomycota; Leotiomycetes; Helotiales; Hyaloscyphaceae
Exons: 1
Coding region: 1-732 (243 amino acids)
Molecular function (GO): protein binding
Source: RefSeq, a predicted model, not a curated record
AUGUCUACUUCUCAAGACCGCGAUUACCUCACCUCCCUUCCCACCGAGCUCCUGGCCAAGGUCAUCGCCGAGGUCCCCAUCUCGUCAUACCUCGACAUCACGCACACGUCACGAAUCCUUCGAGAUUUCAUCAAGACCAACGCCGCCCGCCCUUGCAACGAGAUUAUCCGGUCUCAACAUUCCGUAGCUGCUGAAUACCUCAAGUCUGAGAUGGUGGAUGGUUGGCUGCUUCCUACAAUGGAAGAGCUUGAAUCGGAGGAAGUCAGCUACAUGCAGAGAACUUACUCUUAUCUGCGAUGGCUUGAAGAAAAGGGCCGCAUGGUCCAACGUCACGGUCUUCUCGGCCAAAUCCCCUUUCCUGGAUGUGCCGAGAACUGGGAAACUUGCAUCAGAAUUACUGAUCCAGGUCCACAAUACGUCCACUUUCUUGAAAGCCAGAUCUUGCAACUUUGUGGUGGGAAUCACAAGGCCGGUGCACCCUGUCUGUCCUGCAUGAAACUAUUUAGGGUAGGGAAAGGGGAUAUGGGAAUCAAGCUCUAUUUACGUGAUUUUCCGGCGUUUAUGAACAAGUUUAAUCAUUUCUUUGGGAAGGUCAUGGAUGAAAGAUUGUCGAGAAGAAAGAGGAUUGCAACUGCAACCAAGGUACCAAGAGGGAUCAUGUGGUACUACGGCGUGGACAAACUGAUGAUUUACAACAAGGGAGAGGCUCAGUGCUUCAUGUGGGAAGCAUGA